AUGCAGGAGAUCCCUUGCUCCUUGCGCAUUUCCCCAGUCUUGUGCCGUCGUCUCCUUCCGCUUACCCUAGCUUCAGCUAGUUUGAUAUCGCAACAAUCGUAUCCUGCGGUAACGGCAUCUGGGUCGAUUGCCGCUUCACUGUCAAGGCAUCGUUUUGGAAGCUCCUUGCCGACAUUUAUCAGGCCGAGUCCAACACUGUCGAUUUUCAAUCCCAACCAGGGGAAGCGGUGA
Molecule: messenger RNA, 231 nt
Organism: Linum trigynum
Lineage: Eukaryota; Viridiplantae; Streptophyta; Magnoliopsida; Malpighiales; Linaceae
Source: the annotation of a GenBank genome assembly